Chara braunii is the source of this 2649-nucleotide messenger RNA. The record is from the annotation of a GenBank genome assembly. NCBI's taxonomy places the organism in Eukaryota, Viridiplantae, Streptophyta, Charophyceae, Charales, Characeae.
GUUAGGACGCUGAAUGAAAGUUUUUUUCUUCAUCCUCUUCUUAACAGGGAAAUUUGAGAAAGAGGUUCUGCGAAGAUGUUAGGAGGCAUAGCCGAUGGUACCGGGAAAGUCCUGACGAUCGACGAUUUGGUCGAGGCCUUGGACAGGCGUGAAAGAUCCCAGAGCAAUGUUCUCACAAUUGAUACCUUCCACUUCAAUGGGGAGCGAGUCUCUGAUUGGCUUGACUUGGUGGAACAAGCGCUGGAGGGACUAUUUGACGCUGUGAAGUUUCAACGGAUUUUGAAGUAUGUGCUCCAUGACCAUCACCAAGAGGUAGAGAAGGUCGUGAACGCAACUAACGACAGCUCCAAGUGCGCAGCAAUGGUGGACACAAGAGCAGAGAUUAAUAUCAUCCGGGAAGCUGAUGCAGUCAGGUUUGGAUUAGAGAUAGACCGCUCAGAUUGCGGCAUUUUACAUGCAGCAGUAUUUUGUGGGAUAACCUCGAACGUAAUUAUUGAGGUUGGGAGGAAGGCAGAGCUGGUGCUCAAGCCCUUCGAAAAAGAAGAACCAUGGGGCGACAAAGAUGUCCAAUGGAUGAUGAAGCUGGCACUAGCAGGCACGCAUAGUCUGGUAGAGGAGGUGAAAACGAUAGAGGAAGGGCCAUAUCAGGUAGAGAAACACAAGGAAUUGAUGGGAGGGAUGUACCUCCUCGUCAAUACACUUCUGCAGGGAAACGUUGAUCAGAUAGACUCGCUGAGUCCAACUGAGAAUGAAGACGUGGUGUCAGAGAGCCAGGAUGACGAGCUUGAAGAAGGGGAGAUCAGAAAGGCGUUCCGAGCAGAGGAGUAUGAUGAAAUCUACCUGGAGUUGGGGCUUCUCCUAUCAUGUGAGAUGCGGGAUAGGGAUGCAAGCGAAAGGGUUCAAAAGAUGAGGCAUCUCUAUUUGAGGAGCAAGAGGCAGAGGGACCCUAAGCCCAGAGAGGCCAUGUCAUCGCGAGGAGGACAAAAGGCGCUCGCUACGCGAGAGGAGGAGUUGGUAUCUGUGGAGGAGGGGCGAUGGGCAUAUCCCGAGUGUAGGAUAGGCCCGGUGGUCUUCCAGCGCUUUACUGGAGCGGAGUUGAGCAGGUCUCCCCAGCACGUGAGAGAGGAGGUGGCACCAUCCAGAGGAUCAUUGCAGAAACUGGAGGCGCUGGAUAUUUCACAGUGGAGAGUGCCUAAGGCUGGUGAGGGGCAUGAUGAGUCGUCAGAGGAGGUACCACGAGAAGAGGUCCAUGAGCCUGAGCGGGAGACGAGGCAGAGUCCUGAGAGAGGGCAUGCUAUGGAGGAGGUGAUAGAGGUUGAGGAGGACACUCCACCUCAGGCGCAUGCUGCAGAGUUGGGGCCAGAGAUCGUAUCGGAGAUCGCCCGCGAGGAGGAGGAGGAACCUCGGCAGGAGGAGAUUCCGUCCCCACGGGCGGAGGUGAUCCUUUCGCCAGGGGUGAGGAUGGAGAUGGAGCAAGAAAGGACUGACUGGAGGAGAGAGGUCAUCUCCACGAUUGAUAGGUAUCUGGUUGCGCAUGCCCAAGAGCACCCUGACAUCGAGGAGCCCGUGCCUAUGGAGCCACCGCGAGAGCCUCACCAGCCAGAGAGAGAGGCAGGGGCCGAGAUUCCGGGAAAAGCAGGCCAUCGCACGAGAGGGAGAGUACCGGCAGGGGAGACAACCGAGGAGAAAGGGGCCAGAGCUGGAAAGCGCGUGGAGGAGAUUUGGCACGAAAGGCAGAGAUUAGAGGCGGUCGGAGCACUUCCGGAUCAGCCACCUGACGCACCCCCUAAACCAUGUGAUCUGGCCGGCAAGAAGAUAGAAGAAGCGAGCCAUGGAGUGCGUUUGGAGACCGUUGAGGCGGAGGUCCGAAAGCUCAGAGUAUUAGUGGCUACUCAAGCUGCCCUCAUCCAGGAUUUGAGGCGGCAACCUCGAGACGGGGCCGAUAGGACAGAGAGAGAAGAGCCUACCGAAGUAGUGGACAGGGCAGGGAGUAGUCGACUUGACACUCAGAGAAAGUCAGUACUGGGCUUAUCCGGGCAGCCAUCCGCAGUUGGAUUCCCCGAGGAGCCGCCCAUGGGAAGAGUCAUCCUGGAACCUGAGGAGGCAAAGGCAAAGAGGGAGGCAGAGAGAGAGACCUUUGAGUUCAGGGCGCCUACUGAACUCGCCACAUUGCCAACAACAGCUGUGGAACCCAUGACAGUGGCUAUGCCAUUAUCAGUCGAGGGGGGGCAGCAGACAGCUAGCAGCGAGCCAAUUCAGGGUUCAGGGGAAGGGUCUAUGGAUGCGCUUCUAGAGACAGUUGACACUAUGCAGGAAGAGGCGAGUCUAUUUUCGCCUGAGCAGAGGGUAGAGGAGCCUCCUGAGAGAGAGAUGGUGAUUGCGAUGGAGGGCGUCAUCGAGGGCAGGCCACAGAGGCUGGAUAUGCCUGAGUAUAGGCCAGAGGAAAUUGGAGUACGACUGGAGCAGAGUACUCAGGUUUUAGAGACGAGACAUGAGGAGCCUAUGGGUAUACCCCAAUCCUAUGAGGUGGCCAGAGAGGAUAGCGAGGCACCCUCAUCGCCAGGAUCUCAUUGAAAGAAGAAGAGGCUAAGAAAGUCGUACGACCCGACCUGCUUUUUUUGCAAGAAUGGGGAGCAUAGGGCCUUGCAG